AUGCCGCGUCGAAUGCAUAAUACGACCUCCUUGCCUCGGGGCUUGCGCUCCGAGCUGGGGAUCAGGGAUACUUACGGGGAAAAGAAACGCAAACAAAAAGGACCCGCUACGCGGAAAGACCGACGGAAGGCAGAGCGCGACAAUAAGAAAUCGCGAACGGCAGUGGCUCCGGCACAGAAAAAGUUUCAACGAAUUGAGGAAAGCGAAGAUGAAGAGGAGGAUGUGGACGAUCUCGAUCUAGACGAGGACGACGAUAUUUCCAGCGACGAUGCAAGACCUACGAAAAAACCAAAGCCUACCACCGAGGCAAAGCCGAAGCCCGCGUUAAAAUCGAAGAAGUCUAAGGACCUUGAACCUGCUUCCGAUAGCGACAGCGACGACAGUCAGGGCUAUGAAGAUGAUGCUAUGAACGAGGAUACCCCAGAAUCAACCGUCCAUGUUUCCGCCGGCGUCAAGUCUAAGUUAGCCCAGGACGAUGCGGAAAUUGCGGCGCUGGAGAAGAAGCUAGGCUUGAAGAAAGGCAAGAAGCUUCCGAAGGCCUUUGCAGAAGAUGGAUUGGAGGACUUGAUGGGAGACUUAGGCGAGGAGUCGGAGGACGACACCCGAAAGCGCAAGCGAGAGGCUGAUGAGUGGUUGUUGAGCAAAAGGCGAAAGGCACAGGCUCUCCAAGCGAAGGUGUCUGAAGAUGAGGAAGAUGAAGAUGAGGAAGAUGAAGAUGACGACGAUGAGCUCGACAGCGACGAAGACGACAAUCUCGAUGAUGAAAUCUUCGGGAUGAAAAAACCGCUCCCCAAGAAAAAGGAAAACCCUUAUAUCGCUCCAGUCGCGAAGGCUGAGACUACGCAGAAAUACAUUCCUCCGUCGAUGCGAGCUCGUCAAGACCCCGAAUCAGAGUCACUUACUCGACUAAGGCGCCAAGCCCAGGGACAGUUGAAUAAGUUGUCCGAGGCCAAUUUGAUUUCUAUCGUUGGCGAGUUUGAGAAGCUCUAUCGUGAUUAUCCUCGUCAGAAUGUGACCUCCACUUUGAUUAAUCUACUGAUGGGUAUGAUCUGUGAGAGAGCCGUUCUCCAAGACACUUUCAUGGUUCUCCAUGCAGGUUUCAUUGCGGCACUAUACAAACUCAUAGGCAUAGACUUCGGUGCCGAGCUUGUCCAGCAUGUUGUUGAGAUCUUGGAUGCGGGUGCUGAUGAACGCGGCAAGUUCGAGGGCAAGGAGAUCGUCAACCUGGUUUCCCUUUUGUCGCAACUGUACAACUUCCACGUUAUUGGCAGUACAUUGAUUUUCGACUACAUCCGUCUCUUCCUGGGGGACAUUAACGAAACCAACACGGAGCUUUUGCUCAAAGUCAUUCGAAACUGUGGUCCCCAACUUCGACAAGAUGACCCUUCAUCACUCAAGGACAUUGUCUUGCUCAUCCAACCUGCUGUGGCCAAGGCUGGCGAGGCUGCCCUUUCAGUUCGCACUAAGUUCAUGAUCGACGUGAUCACCGAUCUCAAGAACAACAAGGUUAAGUCUGCUAUUGGCGCCAGUGUGACCUCGGAGCACAUCACCAAGAUGCGCAAGGUUCUUGGCUCGUUGAAUAAUUCUCGUGUCAUUCGUGCUUCCGAGCCCAUCAGCAUCAGUCGUGCCGACAUCCACGAUUCUUCGAAGAAGGGUAAAUGGUGGUUGGUCGGUGCAAGCUGGAAAGAUGAUCCCUUGGUUGCUGCCCGGAAGGAGUUAGCCGGCGCGGAAACCAAGAAGGCCCAAGUCGAAGAAGAUGACAGCGAGGCCGAGCCCGACCUGGGAGACCUAGCCAAAGCUCAUCGUAUGAACACUGACGUCCGUCGGUCUAUUUUUGUGGCGAUCAUGUCUGCAAACGAUUUCCAAGAUGCACAUGUCCGCCUUCUGAAGCUUCGCUUGAAGCGGGCCCAGGAGUUCGAAAUUCCUCGCCGACGCAUCAAAAUGUCUUUCAUGUUCGCUCUUUGGAACAUAUUCAAGCGAAUGGGCGAGAAAAGCGAUCUCGACGAAGAUGACGACUUUGACCCUGAUGAUGAAGAAAACGGAGUCAGCAUGAAGGCCGUGGUCAACGUGGCCAAGAUGUACGGUAUGCUCAUCGCGGACGGCUCCUUGACUCUAGGCAUUCUCAAGAACCUCAACUUCGCCUAUCUCCAAACCAAGACGAAGACUUUUGUUGAGAUCCUGAUCAUUAGCAUCAUUCAGCAAUCGCAGAAGACUAAAAGGGCGAAGAAGAAGGCAGAUUCCAGCGAGUCUACUUGGGACGAGGAGUCAUUGAUGCAGAUUUUCUUACGUGUGCAGGAAACCCCCCAUGUUGCGAAGGGUCUGAUUUACUUUGUCCGUAAGGUCGUCGCCAAGAGUGAUAUCGUCACAGACAAGGAGCAAAAGUUGGUGCGCUGGGGCUGCAAUGUUGCUGUGGAUGCCCUGAAGGCUGUGAAGGACUAA
This is a messenger RNA of Penicillium maclennaniae, 2439 nucleotides long. Its product is annotated as MIF4G domain-containing protein. Gene Ontology annotation, cellular component: nucleolus. Gene Ontology annotation, biological process: ribosomal small subunit biogenesis. NCBI's taxonomy places the organism in Eukaryota, Fungi, Ascomycota, Eurotiomycetes, Eurotiales, Aspergillaceae. Gene Ontology annotation, molecular function: RNA binding; protein binding. The coding region runs from base 1 to 2439 and encodes 812 amino acids. The transcript has 4 exons. The record is from RefSeq and is a predicted model, not a curated record.